Porites evermanni is the source of this 5796-nucleotide messenger RNA. The record is from the annotation of a GenBank genome assembly. Lineage: Eukaryota; Metazoa; Cnidaria; Anthozoa; Scleractinia; Poritidae.
AGAUCUGUUCGUUACAUUCCAUUCCCAGGCCGUCACGACCUUCUGUUAUACGCGCGUUUGGCGGGAAAACCAGUAGUCAUGGCACCCACGACCUACGAAGGCGUUGUAUCUGUGGACGCGACGGGCCGAGUAAGACAGUGGGAGACUGGUGUGUCGAAUCUCGUACGUUCAUUGGAGAAGUGGAAGGGACUAAUUGGCGAAGACUAUCAUGGGCCCUUACAAGUAUGUUCCUGGAGAUUUUCAGUCGCCAUUUUAAACCUGAGAGGGCUCGAAACAAAGCUUUUUAAAUCUAAAUGCAAAGAAAAUUGUUUUUGUGUGGAGAUGGAAAGAUAUUAGUACUUUUAUAUCAACAGGGUAGAUAUCUUCGGCCAUGCUUAUAUUACUGGGGGCCUUUCUACAUUAAAGUAAUAGUAAUAUGACUAGCUAAACUGAUUUAAUGCUGGAGGCCGGAUUUUUGCGGCCAAUGACGUGUUUUCACACCAACAUUUAUACCUCACACUCUUUUCAACGAAUUUUGUACGCGUCGGGGUGGGAAGCAAGUGUAUGGCAGCGAUGAGAGCCGUCUCAACUUACCUGACUAUGGCCCGGAUUCGUAUCCGGGAAGCAAUGCCAUAUGUGGAUUGACUUUGUUUUUUGUGGGCCAACAAAUCACAUUUACAUUGUUUUUUCUUCUUUUUCCUGUCUCUAAGGUAAAUUACUCCAGGGAAAGCGGGGAAGACGUCACCAGUCCAAAGCAUGGCAAGGUAAGAUAUCUGUUAUGUAAGACGAGGAAGACUACAAGAACGAGAUUUUCUCAAUACUAAGUGGUGCGCGCUCGUAAACCAGCGUCAUUUUGGCGGGAAACGCAAAAGCCGUCGUCAUUCUGCUGGGUGUUAGCGAAAAUGCCGUAGUGACGAAAACAAGCUAUCUAUAGUGUCAGAAGAUUUAUCAUUUUGUGACCGGGAGAGGGGUUAAUCUCCUUCACUAAAAAUAACCAUGUAAACUUUUUUGGUGGUAAUACGCGCCAGAAAACUUUGUCUCAAAGCUCUUCCGCAUACUCGUUCUCGUCCUUGAAUCUUAAGGUCGCUAUUGUCUUUGCUAAAUCCCCCUGUUAUGUUUCAGGUGGACCCAAAUAACGCCCCACACGUCGGAGGGAACACUUGGGCCGGGGGUACCGGGGGCCGAGAUACCGCCGGGCUGGGAGGAAAAGGCGGACCGUAUCGUCUGGACGCGGGGCAUGAUGUACAUCAGUUAUCGGAUGAAGAAAAGGACGCGGUGCCUGAUGACGUCAAACGAGCCGCUCGCGAAAUGGGACGGCGUGCAUUUAAGCAGAGGUUAGAAACUACUUAUGGUUUAACACCACAUUUUGUAAUCCUUUAAUACUUGUAAAAUGUAUUCAGCAUAUAGUGAUGAGCUAGCUGGUAUGCUUUUAUACUGGUGUGCCUUUUAUGAAGCAUAGGAAUAGUCAGGAUCAAAUGUUGCGGAUAGGUGGAAAAACGUGAUUGAUACCCUUAUCCUCCCCAACUUCCUGGGUCACGCUUUACCAACUGAUUGGUACUGCAUGAAACCCUUAACCAUCGUCCCACAAGGAAUUAAGACCAUGCACCUGGCACCCAACUCGAUAGUGUGUUAAGAUCAAUUGCUUUGUAAAAGAACGUGUAAAAGUCUUUUUAACGUAAACGUGUGGACUUUUCUAACGCCGUCUCUGCAAGAGCAUAAAAUGCAGAAGUUUGUAUGCGUUUAAAAAACUUACUGGUGUGAUUAAGGGUGGAGUUCCGCUGUCGCGUAAUUUUCACGUGCGUAAAUAUAAAAUAUGAAAGGUGGCGCUUGAACGCAAGAGUUGAAGCUUGCUUAACUGGUGAAGAGUAAUUCCGCCCAAUCUUUUGUUUGACGUUAAUUAUAUCUGACGUUAGGUUGCGUGAAAUCCAGAUGAGCGAGUACGAUGCUGAAAUGUACGAGUCUUUCUCGUCACGUGUGCGGCGCCAGGUCCAGUCCCUACGCGUCAUACUUGACAGUUUACAAGCGCGGGGAAAGGAACGAGUGUGGCUUCGAAACCAGACCUCAGGAGAGCUAGAUGAUGGGAAGUUGAUUGAGGGAUUGACAGGAGAAAGAGCGAUUUACAAGAAACGAGGAGAAGAGGAUCCAGAGGUAUCGUAUUUUAGUCUUUUCGUCGACUAGGUUUAGGCUUAACUUGCUUCGUUGUUUUUUUUUGUGCUAUGAUAGAUCAUGUGAUAGUCCCAAGGGGACAGUUUCUUUCAAAACAGGUCACAUCUUGAUCGCACGUGUCUUAGGGCCUGUUUACAUGGAGUGGGGGACCCCGGUCUAGUGGGGUUGGUUUCUUUUGUUUUCACGCUCUGGGGGACACAAAACAAAAGAAACUUGCCCCACUAGACCGGGGUCCCCCACUCCAUCUAAACAGGGUCUUAAUUUCCAAGAAAAGAAGGAUCAAUUUCCUGAAAAUGUCAUGUGAUUGGCGUAUAAGGCGAAUAAUACCUAUAGCAUUAAAGUGUUGUAUACACGUUCUUUAUGCUGUGGCGGAUCCAGCGGAGGGGACCGGGGGGCCCGCCUUCCUUAUUUUUAGACCAAACUGAGGCCCGAAGGGCCGAAAAAAAAAAAGUGGGACCGCCCCCCACCCCUUAGGUCUGGAUCCCGCCACUGUUAUGGACUAUGUUACACUGUUGUUAUCUUUUAAAAAUGCUAAAACGUGUCUUCGCGUCAAUUGACUUCCAAAAAAGGUACUGUUUUGUUAUUUCAGACUAUAAUUAUUAGGUUUUGAAAUUAUUUUCUGUCGUCUGUUGCUCUGGGAUGGUAAGGAAGGACACGUAUUGAAAUUUGUAAAACGUUGGGCUAACUUUUUCAAGUUCUAGUGCUAUGGCUACAAAAAUAGUUUAGUAAGGUUUAAUCUCAAAAUCAUCGUAAAUUAAUGAAUGACAAUGUUGUUACAAGAAUUCUAAAAACUAGGAUCACAAGCAAUUCGUAUAAAAACAGGGACUGGGUUACAAUAAUGAUGAUAAUAUAGAAUAACAAACAAUUCCAAAACGAUUUCUAACAUAUAAAGAAAUAAAAUUGUCAUACAUGCAACUAUAUGAUCUAUGCGGGCUAACGAUUAUUUAAAGGUAAGAUUGUACUUGGAAAGAAACUACGAAGAAGUCUUUCAGUCCUGCAUUUGGGCAUCGUAAUAUAGUUGUCUGCAUUUCUCGUAUAAUGGUGAUGCACACAAACCCUCGUCUUAGGAAGAUGUUUAGAGAGUGGCCCUCCUUUUGAGAAUCACCAAAAAAGAAUUGUCGUGUUACUGCUCCCUGAUAAAAUUUGUUUGUCAUCUUCUUCAUUACUCUGCAGGAGCGUUUUUGUACGGGUAAAGGUGCUAAGUGAUGAAUUCAGCACAGAAAUAAACAGCAAUAUACCCCCAUAAUAUCCCCUUUAACUCCAGAUUUGUUUUAAAGUGCAGGUUCUUUUACACUUACGGUCUCAUGUUUGUUUUUCGUCCCCAAAUAUAUAACAAAUUGGAGCUGGUAUCAAACAGUAGGAGAGUCAGUAAUCUUUUAUGUCUCAUCAUAUGAAUGACAAUUUUCUAUUUUCAAGUUUAUGUUCGUUUUAUUUUAGCUUGGAACUCCUCAGCGUCUCCCUAAGCGCCUGCGAUUUGUGGUUGAUGUCAGCGGCAGCAUGUAUCGGUUUAACAGCUUAGAUGGCAGACUGGGGCGAAUGAUGGAGGCAGCUUGUCUUGUGAUGGAAGCAUUUCAUCAGUUUGACAACAAAAUUAAGGUGCCUAUGUGUUUUCCUUAUAUCAGCCAUCAGUAUUGUGUAUGCCUUUUUCGAUGUGUCAGCACUUUCGAAACGUUAAUACAUUUUAAUUAUCGUCCACGUCAUCACCAUAAUCAUCAUCAUCGUCAUCGUCAUCAUUAUCAUUAUUAUCAUCAUCGUCAACAUCAUCAUCAUCUUCAUGAAAAUAAUUAAAACACCAAAUUUCUUUACCUUUUUUGGUUUGCAUGUUUUAUUUAUAUGCAAAUUUUCCUACCAUAUGUCAUCUGUUGAUUCUUUUACUAGUUACUUACUCUACGUUUAAAUUUCUGUUUUUAUUCAACGGUUAAUUACUUCUGAAAUUGUAUGAUGUUGGAACAUACGAAACGUCAAGUUAAACNUUAAAGUGCAGGUUCUUUUACACUUACGGUCUCAUGUUUGUUUUUCGUCCCCAAAUAUAUAACAAAUUGGAGCUGGUAUCAAACAGUAGGAGAGUCAGUAAUCUUUUAUGUCUCAUCAUAUGAAUGACAAUUUUCUAUUUUCAAGUUUAUGUUCGUUUUAUUUUAGCUUGGAACUCCUCAGCGUCUCCCUAAGCGCCUGCGAUUUGUGGUUGAUGUCAGCGGCAGCAUGUAUCGGUUUAACAGCUUAGAUGGCAGACUGGGGCGAAUGAUGGAGGCAGCUUGUCUUGUGAUGGAAGCAUUUCAUCAGUUUGACAACAAAAUUAAGGUGCCUAUGUGUUUUCCUUAUAUCAGCCAUCAGUAUUGUGUAUGCCUUUUUCGAUGUGUCAGCACUUUCGAAACGUUAAUACAUUUUAAUUAUCGUCCACGUCAUCACCAUAAUCAUCAUCAUCGUCAUCGUCAUCAUUAUCAUUAUUAUCAUCAUCGUCAACAUCAUCAUCAUCUUCAUGAAAAUAAUUAAAACACCAAAUUUCUUUACCUUUUUUGGUUUGCAUGUUUUAUUUAUAUGCAAAUUUUCCUACCAUAUGUCAUCUGUUGAUUCUUUUACUAGUUACUUACUCUACGUUUAAAUUUCUGUUUUUAUUCAACGGUUAAUUACUUCUGAAAUUGUAUGAUGUUGGAACAUACGAAACGUCAAGUUAAACUUUUCUUUCCGCUUCAAAAAUGUGUUUAUAUUUCCUUGUGUUUAUCACCGCAGUUUGCUUUUUGUUUCUUUUUCCAAUAUUUCGCAAAAAAAUAAAAAGCUGUUGGUGAUACAGGAAGAGUAUGUGGUUUUUCAGUCUUUCUCCUUUUCUCAUUUGACGGUUAUCGGUCCAACUGAAAACCCUCCAAAUAUUCACUUUUACUCGAGAUUGUUUUUUCCUCUCAGUAUGAUAUCGUUGGCCACUCGGGUGAUUCUCCCGAAAUUCCGUUUGUCUCCCAUGAUGCACCUCCAAAGAACAACAAGGAGCGCCUUGACAUCAUGAAACAGAUGCACGCACAUGCGCAGUACUGCUGGAGUGGCGAUCUUACGUUGGAAGCGACGGAUUUAGCAAUUUCCCGGAUCACCGAGCAGGAAGCAGACGACUAUUUUGUCGUUGUGCUCAGCGAUGCAAAUCUGGAACGGUAUGGCAUACCCGCAGAGGCUUUUGGGAAGGCGCUGACGUCAGAUGCACGAGUAAAUGCCUUCGCCAUUUUCAUUGGCUCGCUUGGUAACCAGGCAGACAGGUAAGCAUUGUUGAAAGGACUUCUGAAGAAUCUUUAACAGUCGUUUUAACUAUUAAGUGUUCGUCACACAUUCAUUCAGUUAAAUUCUCACCUCUGUUUCAGGUUAGUAAAAAAGCUGCCUUCAGGGAGAGCGUUUGUCUGCAUGGACACUAAACAUCUUCCGCAAGUCCUACAACAGAUCUUUACUGCGGCCAUGCUCAAUUCAAGAUGACCAUCUAAACUAUUUAUUUUCAUAAGAAAGCGGAUUACAAAGCCUGAUGGCACUGAACCAAGUGGUCAUAACACAUGUAUUGUAUUACUGNUCAGGUUAGUAAAAAAGCUGCCUUCAGGGAGAGCGUUUGUCUGCAUGGACACUAAACAUCUUCCGCAAGUCCUACAACAGAUCUUUACUGCGGCCAUGCUCAAUUCAAGAUGA